AUGAUGUUGUUCCAAAUCAACAAUACUGGUAUCCACUUGGAUAGUGGAUCUACUUUUCAUUUGCAAACCAAUGAAGAUGAUUUUAAAGAAGGAAGUCUACAAGGAAUUGAUGGAGGAUUCCAUUAUGCCUCUAAUGUGGAGGGAAGAAACCUUUAUCGAGAAGGAAUUGACAAGGUAUUUGAUUCUAUUUGUAAGCUUGAUACACGAGCUAGCGACAACAUCAACAGUUUGUCGAACAUGGUACAAGAUGGAUUUGAUGUAUUCAUGGACACAAAGAGAGAGAACAGCUUCUUUGUAACCAGAAACGAUUUGGAAAUUGCAAUGGACUAUAUACUUUAG
Cylindrotheca closterium is the source of this 339-nucleotide messenger RNA. The record is from the annotation of a GenBank genome assembly. NCBI's taxonomy places the organism in Eukaryota, Bacillariophyta, Bacillariophyceae, Bacillariales, Bacillariaceae.